AUGGACUUUGUCAUAUACGGCAAUACUCAGUUGAGCCCCUGUAUGCUAAUAAUGAACGCAUCGCCGAAUAUACGGCAAUACUCAGUUGAGCCCCUGUAUGCUAAUAAUGAACGCAUCGCCGAGUUAUUGGUCGGUAAAUGUGUGGCACGAUUGCAGCCAAACCAGAAAUUAGCGUACAAGUGUUGGGACAGUAGUGAAAAGUCACAAGCGAUAGCCAUUAAACUUGGAUUGAGCGAGGUAGUCCGAAUGUGGACCAUGUACACCAAAAAAUUAGUAGACCCAGCUCAUAUUGAUAAAGCCUUUUGUCCCGCUAAAGCCUAUCAAAUAUUGGAACAAGUGCGUAAAUUGCAAUUAUCUGAUUGUGGUGAAGUGCAUGAAAUCCGGGAGUCUGUCGACUGGCCGACAUAUAUACACGAUUCGGAAGUUAUUAUGAAUAUCGAUCCCAACGGCCAGUAUGUGGCUCAGGAUAUAGACACCGGAAAACUGUUGGGAUACUUGUGUGGGGUAAAUAUCACUGAGGAUUUAGCAUACAUUGGCUCCUACUGUGUGCGACCAGAAUACCAGGGUCGGGGUAUCGGCAAAGCACUGUGGGAUAAGACUAUUGAACACUUGGGCGACCGAAAUCUCGGACUUGUAUCGUCUGAACAAAAUACAUUUGAGUUUUACAGAGAUGUCCGUAAUUUCCGCUAUAUUUCCGACAGAAGUGUGAUUGUAAUGGCCGGUCCACUGACCCCUAACCCACAACUUAUUGAUAAUAUCGAUGGCAUCUCUUUGGUGUCCAUCGAUGGACACAACGUCCGCGAUGUCAUUGAAUACGACAAACACGUUAGCGGUUUAGACCGCAGUGUACUCAUUGAGAGCUUAUAUAAAAUCCCAGAAAAUAUUAAUCUACUAGCAAUUGACGACCAUGGUCAUGUGAUGGGCUAUUGUUUCAUAAAUGAAAAAAAUAUGAGGCUAUACUACGUUGAGCCCCUGUAUGCUGAUAAUGAACGUAUCGCUGAAUUAUUGGUCGGCAAAUGUGUGGCACGUUUGACGCCAAACCGGAGGUUAGAGUACAAGUGUUGGACCAGUAGUGAAAAAGCACAAAUGAUAGGCACUAAACUUGGAUUGAGCGAGGUAGUCCGAAUGUGGACCAUGUACACCAAAAAAUUAGUAGACCCAGCUCAUAUUGAUAAAGCCUUUUGUCCCGCUAUGCACGAAAUCUGGGGGUCCGUCGGCUGGUCGAGAUAUAUACACGAAUCGCAAGUUAUUAUGAAUAUCGACCCCAACGGCCAGAAAACUGUUGGGAUACUUGUGUGGGGUAAACAUCACUACGAUUUAGCAUACAUUGGUUCAUACUGUGUGCGACCAGAAUACCAGGGUCGGGGUAUCGGCAAAGUAUUGUGGGCUAAGACUAUUGAACACUUGGGCGACAGAAAUCUCGGACUUGUAUCUUAUGAACAAAAUACAUUUGAGUUUUACAGAGAUGUUCAUAAUUUCAGACGUGUGAUUUUAAUGGCCGGUCCACUGACCCCUAACCCACAACUUAUUGAUAAUAUCGAUGGCAUCUCUUUGGUGGCCAUCGAUGGACACAACGUCCGCGAUGUCAUUGAAUACGAUAAACACGUUAGCGGUUUAAACCGCAGUGUACUCAUUGAGAACUUAUAUAAAAUCCCAGAAAAUAUUAAUUUAGUAGCAAUUGACGACCAGGGUCAUGUGAUGGGCUAUUGUUUCAUACUUGAAACAAUUAACGGAGUGUACUCAGUUGAGCCCCUGUAUGCUGAUAAUGAACACAUCGCCGAGUUAUUGGUCGGCAAAUGUGUGGCACGUUUGACGCCAAACCGGAGGUUAAAGUACAGGUGUUGGACCAGUAGUGAAAAGGCACAGAUGAUAGGCACUAAACUUGGAUUGAGCGAGAAUUAG
Oppiella nova is the source of this 1902-nucleotide messenger RNA. Lineage: Eukaryota; Metazoa; Arthropoda; Arachnida; Sarcoptiformes; Oppiidae. The record is from the annotation of a GenBank genome assembly.